This is a messenger RNA of Etheostoma cragini (Arkansas darter), 4014 nucleotides long. RefSeq names its product signal transducing adaptor molecule (SH3 domain and ITAM motif) 2 (gene stam2). The record is from RefSeq and is a predicted model, not a curated record. Gene Ontology annotation, cellular component: endocytic vesicle. Gene Ontology annotation, biological process: signal transduction. Gene Ontology annotation, molecular function: ubiquitin binding; phosphatidylinositol binding. Bases 151 to 1671 code for a protein of 506 amino acids. The transcript is spliced from 14 exons. NCBI's taxonomy places the organism in Eukaryota, Metazoa, Chordata, Actinopteri, Perciformes, Percidae.
GGUUCAGGCAUUAUUCAAGGCAGCCAAGUUUCCGGAAGAGCAACUGGUGCGGGUUUAAUGGACAAGGAAGAGAUAUUUGUUUAGGUUUAGUCAGAAGAUCACGCAUACUCUUCUUUUGUCAAAUAGUCUGGCUCUUUUUAUAUCGUCAACAUGCCUUUGUUUGCCCAAAACCCAUUUGACCAGGAUGUCGAGAAGUCAACCAAUGAAAACAACACAACAGAUGACUGGGGGCUCAUUAUGGACAUCUGUGAUAAGAUUGGAACAACACCCAAUGGACCAAAGGACAGCUUGAGAUCCAUUAUGAAGAGAGUCAACCACAAAGUGCCUCAUGUUGCAAUGCAGGCCCUCAAUUUGCUGGGUGCAUGUGUGUCAAACUGCGGCAAAAUAUUCCAUUUGGAAAUCUGCUCAAGGGAGUUUGCCAGUGAAGUACGGAGUGUGCUGGGCAGGGCCCACCCUAAGGUGUGUGAAAAGCUAAAGGCUCUAAUGGUGGAGUGGGCAGAAGACUUCCAGAAGGAUCCACAGCUCAGCCUGAUCAGUGCCACCAUCAAGACUUUGAAAGAGGAAGGCAUCACCUUCCCCUCCACAUCCUCACAGGGGUCCACCACUAAGGUCAGCACACCUGCUGUGAGCAAAGUAUCGGAUGAUGACAACCUGGCCAAAGCCAUUGAGCUGUCCUUGCAGGAGCAGAAGCAGCAGGUGGAGACACGGCCCCCGGCCAUGACUUCUGACCCCCCAAACUACACCAACGGUAGUGGGGGGGAGGAGGCCCGGAAGGUGCGGGCGCUGUACGACUUUGAAGCGGCUGAAGAUAAUGAGCUGACCUUCAAAGCUGGAGAACUUAUUCUGGUUUUGGAUGACAGCGAUCCAAACUGGUGGAAAGGAGAGAACCACAGAGGAGUGGGGCUUUUUCCCUCUAACUUUGUCACAAAUAAUUUGAAUGCUGAGCCAGAGACAGUGGCUUUUGUUGAAAGGCCAACCAGUCCUGAAGAGAUAAGCCUGGAAACCAAAGUUGAGCCUGAGCCCGUCUUCAUUGACGAGGGGAAGAUGGACAGAACACAGGCGCUGCUGCAGAAUGCGGAUCCGGCAGAUCCGGCUCCUGACUCUCCAGAGCUGAUCCAGCUGGAGGGUGCAUGUGAACAGAUGAACCCAAUGAUUGAUGAAAAGCUACAGGAGAUUGACAGGAAACACUCAGAGUUGUCGGAGCUAAAUUUGAAAGUUAUGGAGGCCCUGGAGCUUUACAACAAGCUCAUGAACGAGGCUCCAUUCUACUCGGCCUACUCCAAGAUGCAGACGCAGUAUGCUCCAGCCGGCUCAGCUGUAGCCAUGCAGGGCUACCUUGGUCCGGCUGGUGGUCCCUACCUUCCUCCAGUGAUGCCCCAGGUUCCACCUGCUCAGCACUACACUCUGCCCAGCGACCAGCCCGGACAGCUCCACUCACUGCCCCCCAACGUCUCAGCCCCACCCAACAGCCAAGCUCAGCCUUCCUACAUGAGCAGUGGAAUGAACGCUCAGUACAUGAACCAAGCUCCUGGAGCUCCUUACCCACACAUGGACAUGUCGACCUAUCACAACUCCAGCAUGCCUCCUGUGUCCUAUCCUGUGGCUCCGCCUCCUCACCAGGCUCCUCAGCAGCAGCAGCAGGCGGCAUAUUAUCAGCAGCCUUUACUGUAAAACUAAUCCUGACCGCAGACCUGAGAUGAAUACACACGUGUGUGUGUGUGUGUGUGUGUGUGUGUGUGUGUGUGUGUGUGUGUGUGUGUGUCGGUGUGUGUCGGUGUGUGUCGGUGUGUGUCGGUGUGUGUCGGUGUGUGUGUGUCGGUGUGUGUCGGUGUGUGUCGGUGUGUGUGUGUGUGUUGAAUGGAACGCACCCUGCAAAAGUUGAAUUAACCGCGGUGUGUAUGUAAUGCAGGUCUGUUGUCCAUCUGAGUGAGGACCCUCUGUGUGCAUGUCCUCAGCUACCAUAUGUGAGGCUAAACAUGGCGCCAGGCGUUGUCUCCUGUUCGCCACUGCUUUUCCCUGGCUGACAGUGAACACGGUGCUGGUCUUCACACAUGUCACAGGUCAACAACGAAGAAGAGUUGGGUUUGCCCAGCAAUACAGGACCAUGUAAUGAGCAGCCUAUUUUUACGUUUCAUAGUUCAUUACAAUGUUACUCCCAAACAUUACUUUUUUUCUGAAUUGGCCCCCUUUAAAGAAUUCACCCACCAUGUGCUCUUCUGAGGUAAACAUUUAUGAUAAAACAUAAGGAGUAAAUCUUUUUCUACAUUUCUCGUUCAUAUGGGCAAUGUGGCGAAAGCAAUCCCUCUGUCAAUGUCUAUACUGGAUAUGUUUAGCCACAGUACAGCCCAUAUAGCAUUAUACACAAUCAAUUUAAUUACAUGCGCAAGUCGGAAUUGAAUAGACUAAAAUAGCAGCUCUGCAUGUAAAAUACUAGUAAAAGGAGAGCCUUUACGCAAGCCUUUGCACAGCUGGUUUAGACGGCUGUAUUGAUCAAUACUUAGAGAGCAUAUCUGUUGUGGCAGGUGCUUGUAAGACAGAUUAUUGAAAAACGCGGCCGAAACGUUUCCGGCGUAGUCAUCUUGCAGCUGCUUGCUAGUGUGGGUUGAAAACCAUUUGACACCAAAACGGCAUUUUCAAAUGUAUCUAUGCAUUAAUGUGAACAUGGCCUAAAUGUUUUUUUUUUCCCCAUAGUUUUUAAUGACUAGUAAGUCUGUAGGUGAAUUCAUCUGAAGGCAGGUACAGUUUAUUCUGAUCAUCCCUUUGUCCUUUAGCGCAGUUUGCACUGAAUGAUUGAAACACUCUGGUUGGCGUGAGAGUCUGUUUCUGCAAAGUCAGCUCAUAUUAAAGGCACAAGCUCCAUGUCUGUCUUCUCACCAGCAUUCAUCUUUAGCUCAUCUGUUUUCUGCAGAGAGGUGCACACUAUAUUUUCAAAUAUCAAACAACGUUAACAGUUAUAUUUGUGUAAAUGGUUAAAAACAAUACUUCUCCAUAUACUCACUGCCUUGUAAUGCAUUCUGUGGUUGCUUUUGCAAUAUUUAAGAUGACAUUUUCUGUGUGUGUGUGUGUGUGUGUGUGUGUGUGUGCGCACAUAUUUGUAAGUUUUUUUUGUUUUGUUUUUACAUGUUUGUAUGUGUUUGAGGGCUUGCCUAUAAUUCAUCUUUGUAAAAUUACACAGAUUUUCACAAGGAUCAGAUUUUAGGGUGAACUGAGAAAUAGUUAGAUCUCUUUGUGUGUUUUUUAAUCUGGUGAAAUGCUGCAUCUGUUCAUAAUUAUAACAUCUGUACCCUGCAGCUUCUCAUCUUUAUCUGUGGGGUGUCUUCCAUAUUUCGGAAACCUGUUAGAAGUCCAUGUUUUAUGCAAAUGCACGAUACUGAGGUUUAUCAUGUCUAUAUACUUCAAUUUCAAAAUUGUCUAUGGCCUUGCCUGUACUUUGAUUUAUAUAUAUAUUGAGACGUUAUACAUGUAUAAUUUUCAUGGCUGGAGAAUUUGUAAUUAUUCUUAGUUUUGCUUCUAAUUUUACCUUUUUUUUCCAGAUAUGAUGAAACAAUUAGUCACUGUUAAUAAGAAGAAAGGAAAGGAAGGUAUCAGGUUUCAAAUCUUCUCUUGUUUUGUUUUGUUUGGGGGUGAAAAUCAAGGAGCAGCUUUCAUAGAAUCUACAGUUAUGUUGCAGUAGCUCCAUAGUUAUAAUUCUAGCCAGAACUGUCUAUUUUAUUUAUGGCCUCAUAUUAAAGGCAAUGUAUAUUAGAUGUAAAAUACCUGGUUUUGUUGGUUGCAUUGCGAUUGCACCUUAGCUUUGUAAACAUUUAUUUACCACUGGAUGCCUUGUUUUUUCUGUAGAAAUCAAAGAAUGACAGACACAACUUUGGCGACUAACUUCAGUCUCAGAAUCCGCUAUGUAUAAUUCUGUAUAUUUAAAAUAUUCCAGGAAAAGUUCCUUUUGUCCAGGAUUUUAAGACUGCUUUUUUAACAGAGCAAACAUAGUAUUCUUUGAAAUAAAAAAGAAAUGUACCUGUG